UCAACGGUCGCAAUGUUUGAUCUCAUGUUUUAGCUCUUUGAACUCCUUAUUUCUUAGAUUGAUUUCCCUAAAUAGACACACAACGGAUUUACAAGAAGGUUUUCAAGGGAGAUUUCAUAUGAAAUCAUGUCACAAAAACAUGUCAUGUUCAAUCCUGUGACACCAGAUGUAUCCCCGCCACAUAGUGGAAUGUCACAACUUGUGUCGUCACAUCAACAAGAGGAUAGUAGCAACCAUUCAAAGUUUAACUUGGAUGUCACUGGUGAUGUUAGUGCUGUAACUAGUGUAGACAUCCAAGAAAUGGAGAAUGUCAGAAAUCACAUACAGAAUAUGAUGAAGACAUCUAAAGGUUUUGAUAUUGAGAAUGAAUAUGAAGAGACAGUAGAGGGAGAUGACAAGGGAGAUGYUGCAAACACAUCUGCAACAAGUGUAGAUACUGCUGCCUUCUUGCAGAAACUGCUCCCUAUUUUAUCUCCAAUGGAGGAGUUUAGGUCUCAUUUUGCUGAUCAGUCAAGGGGUGCACAUACUGCAAGUAUGGACCAGUCAGUAGCAAAACAAAGUAAUGACAGCAUGGUUUCUUCAUUUCGUAAUCACGACAAGCCUUCAAGUAACACAARUAGAAAUUUAAUGUCAGAAAAUAGUCUUCUCAGAGAACACUUGGAUAGAGAAAAAUUCAAGAGAAAGCACUGUGAACAGCAGAUUCAGGAGCUUCAUUCUAAGAUGCUCGAGAUUCAGCAAGAACUUGCUGUUGCAGUAUCAUCAGAAAGAAAGAAAGAUGUCAUGAUAGAACAACUGGACAAGACUCUUGCUAAAGUUGUUGAAGGAUGGAAAAAACAUGARAAUGAAAAGCUGAUUGUAAUCAACACACUAAAACAGGAAAGAGAGAUGCAGGACCAGGCUCAUCAGAAGCAGCAAGAGAUGCUGCUUCAAUUUGAAAAAGAGUUGGAAAAGGCUGUUGAAGCUUUCACAAAAGAACAAGAAAAAGCAUCUGAAGCAGAAAGACAAAAGCAGGAAGUUAUUGAAAAGCAAGUCAAAGAUAGAGAAGAAUUACUGCAGGUGCUAGGAAAAGAAAAAGAGAGAACGAAGAAAACAGAAGAUGAGAAGAUAGGUAUAGUACAAGAAAAGGAACAAGCACAGCAGAAGUACAUGGAGGCACAAAGACAAAUUGAAGAGCUUUCUGAGAAGAAUUUGAAAAUGCGUUCAGAGUUGAAAUUGUUAAGAGAGGAAUUUUCUGAUUCUUUAUCCACUGAAAAGAAAAAGAUAGAAGAAGAAAGAAAGUUCUACCAGCGCUUUAACCUGAKUGUAUAUUGUUAUCAGGAAAACAAAGACAAUGCAGCGKCUUUGCAAAAAGAAGYCAAAAGGCUUGAAAUGGAGCUAGAUACAACAAAYAGRGAAAAGGAGAGUUUAAAAAUGGAGAUGAGUUUGAUGCAAGCCAGACAUGAAGCAAGCAAGGCAAAAGAGGARACAGAAAGACAAGCAGAGCUAGAAAAGCAGAUGACACAAAGACUGGAAGAGCUGCAUCAACACAUGACUAAAUCAGAAGCRGAGAUGAGAGAAUCACAUCGUAAACAGGUACAGGAGAUUAGCAACAAACACAAGGAUGAGAUGCAUCAACAGUUGGAAAAGUUUCAUGAGGAAAUAAAAAAGAAAGACACAAAACUCAAAACUGCUUCUAAUGAAUAUGAAGAAAGAUUAACAGAAGCUCAAGACAAAAUAGCAUCAUUGASCAACCAACGACAGCAACUAGAAAAUCAGAGGCAAAAYUUAACCAUUCGCAUGCACCAAAUGAUGCAAGCGCACUGUGACGAAGCCUUGCGUCUUUUGUCAAGUAAUAGGGCAUCUCCUCCAGGAAAGCUAGUUGACAAGCUGAGUGAUUUCCCAUCAAAAAUAAGUCCAAAAGGAAUGGCAGCCAAUUUGCAAAGCUCUCCUACAUCAUCAGCAUUCACCAAUCCAUCAAGUCAUACUAACAGUUAUAUACAUCACACAUCCUACCAACCAACAAAUGCACCAACAAUGAAUUACCAUACCAGUAUACCUACCAARCACAUCACACCAAGUCACUAUAACUCACAUAMUGUCACAAAGCAUUCUAUGUCUACAAGSAAUCCAUCACAGAAUCAAGGAACAUUACUGAAAACCUCAAAUCCCAGUCAUGGUGACCAAAUACUAGAUCAUUCCAGACCUAGUUAUAUUGGAAGUCAAUCUUCAUUAGCUGCUCCGAUGCCAGUAGGGUACCCUAAUGGUUACCAGGGAAACAGUAUCUUUGGUAGUUAYCAUGAUGGGGAUAUGAAUGGAGAUGUGUCUCGAUCUGGAGUGGACUUUGUACCUUUGAAAACCAUUCAYGAUGACAAUGACACUGAAAGUGUCAUUAGUGCUUUACAUGGAUCACCAGAUUCUGGACCUUUGAAUGGGACAACUUUUCCAGAGGAAUAUCARUCCAAGGUGAUGUCAUCUGGUGGUAGUAAUGGGACUCUUCUUGAACAAGACCUUGAAGAAAGCCGAUUAUCAACMACAGCAGAUUCCCCCCAAUACGGGCUGCCCAUCAGAAAUCAAGGACAUGAAAUAUCAGACAAACUUCAUGAACAAGAACAACGACAAGCUGAACURAAUCACUAUGUGAAUAUGCUUUUGAAAAGAUCUCCAGGACAUGAUUUUCAAGAGGAAAUAGAGCARGUUUCUGGUGGCUUCWUGAAAAUUCCAAGUUCUUUGGGUGAAGCAAAUACAGAUGCUACUAAGACAAGCAUAAGAGGAAAUUAUUCUCAACCUGAUUAUAUUGGAUCUAAUUCAGUAACUAAAGACAUUUCAAAGCAAUCACAUCAUCAAGCUUUYACCAUGAUGACCAUUCCUGAAACAUUCAGCAUGCGCCCAUCACAAGUCCCACAUUCUCAGCCGUCUGCACAACCUCAAACUCCACCCAGAAGAGAUAAAGACCCGAUAGAUCUAGGCACAAGGGACACCCAUCAGCCUUCACUGACACCAAAACAGAUGAAGCAGUUAUCCAAACUACUCUCAUUGAUGUCUGAAGGGCAAACAGGAGUACAGGUUCCUUCAGCUGAACAAUUGUUUGGUGUCAUGAAGGAAAUGCAGAAAGGGUUAGUAGGGAAAUCAGGAGAAUCAAGAUCUCAAGAUGGUCAUCAAACUGGAAAACUAAAUACUCGUCCAACCAGCAGCAACCAUGUAAAGAGAAACCUUGAUACAAGUUUUCCUCUUAGAAAACAGAAACCUGUUGGCCCCUCAAGCAAUGUCAUACCUGAACAAUCUAUCAAAAGUGAUCAACCAAAACCAAAAGCUCCUAUGGUUGGAGGUCCACCUCAAAGAUCAACAACUGAUCAAGGUAUACCCCGGCACCAAGCACCAACCAAGGCAAGCAACAAACACAUACUAGCCAAGAAUGACAGACGGUCGCUACCACCCCAGACAGGCAAGCAGACAAAACCAUCAACUGCAUGGAGAUAACUUACUCAGUUUACAUAGUCAUGUAUCAGGUGGCAUCCAGAAAAGGAAAUAUCUUGACUUUCAAGGGUCAAAUGAAAGAACACAGAACCACAGAAUACCAACACAUUCUCUACAACAUCUUUUAUUACAUCACGCAGACCCACAUGUACAGUUUUAUAUGAAGGWAAUAUACUUGUUAAUACAUUACAUCCAUUUUACCAUGAAUGGAGGAUGGUAAUGAUGACUGACCACAAGUUUCAAAAUAACUAUGAUAUGAAGCAUGGUUUCAUUGUAAGUUAAGUUCCUGAUUGGAUAAGCAUGAGAACACACUUUAUUAUUUACACUGUAAUAGAUUUAUUCAAAUACGUUUACAAAAAAAUCUAUUUUUUAUACAAUUAUUCAUGCAUACAGUUCUACUUCAACUUUUCAUACUUUUGUAAAUAUUGUACAUAAAUACAUUAAAUUAUCACUUAGAGUCUAUUAUGAUCAUCAAAGCCUGUAACUUGACUGUAUUGUACAUGGCAGAGUGUGAUGUAUUGGAUAUAAGAGACAAGGUUAUUCAAACAACUUAAAACUAUUAAUAAAAUCAAUUCCCAAAUG
This is a messenger RNA of Exaiptasia diaphana, 4035 nucleotides long. RefSeq lists its product as uncharacterized. Gene Ontology annotation, biological process: centrosome separation; centriole replication; mitotic cytokinetic process. Bases 127 to 3456 code for a protein of 1109 amino acids. The record is from RefSeq and is a predicted model, not a curated record. The transcript has 28 exons. Lineage: Eukaryota; Metazoa; Cnidaria; Anthozoa; Actiniaria; Aiptasiidae. Gene Ontology annotation, cellular component: centriole; centrosome.